AUGCAUUCGCAUGUCUUCACGAUCUCUCACUGGAACUUUCCAACGCGCUUGGGGGCCGAGUGCAGAUGCAACGAAGACGACUGCGUCGCUAUUCGGGACGGGAGGCGAAGCCCGCAACCCAAGGUCAUCGGCGGCAGCGCCAGGAUCGGCGGGAGCAAGAAGGGCGAGCAGUGGCAGCGGGGUUCGGCGCUGAUCCGCCAGGUGCGGCAGGCGACGUCGGAGCCCGACGCCAUCCAGCAGCGCGUGCAAGACGGGGCGCCAGACUUCACCGGCGCCAUACCCCAACGAGCACAUUCUGGCGGGAGAGCCGCCGUUGGUUCAGCUGGUCCUCCGAGCCCGAUGGCAGCGGAGCGUGUCGCUGCUCAGUGA
Messenger RNA from Prorocentrum cordatum, 369 nucleotides. The record is from the annotation of a GenBank genome assembly. Lineage: Eukaryota; Dinophyceae; Prorocentrales; Prorocentraceae.